Messenger RNA from Bombus terrestris (buff-tailed bumblebee), 3777 nucleotides. It is a transcript of the gene Vps11, whose product is annotated as vacuolar protein sorting-associated protein 11 homolog. Gene Ontology annotation, cellular component: HOPS complex; endosome. NCBI's taxonomy places the organism in Eukaryota, Metazoa, Arthropoda, Insecta, Hymenoptera, Apidae. The record is from RefSeq and is a predicted model, not a curated record. The coding region runs from base 144 to 3425 and encodes 1093 amino acids. Gene Ontology annotation, molecular function: protein binding; protein-macromolecule adaptor activity. Gene Ontology annotation, biological process: organelle fusion; endosome organization; intracellular protein transport. The transcript is spliced from 16 exons.
AUCAGCUGGUCAAAUAUAGGCGAAAAGAUGGCGGGCAUGCAACUUGAUGUUGUUAGGUGUCAAAAGAAGCAACUUUAACACGCUGUUCACUGGCUGUGUCGACAAUAUUUUGUUGCAAAUGUGUAAAUAGAUAAUUGCUGUACAUGAUGGCAUUUCUCGAGUGGAGACGCUUCAAUUUUUUUGAUCUUAAAAAAGAAGUUGACGGCGGGAAAAUAGCCACGGCACUUGGUGACGCCCAAGUGACAGCAGCUACGAGCGGUAACGGGACUCUAGUAUUCGGAGAUUACACAGGCAAUGUGCAUUUAGUGAAUAGAACUUACGAUGUUACCACAUUUCGCGCUUAUGAUGUCACAUUAACACUAGCUCAACAAGUCCAACAUUCCACUUUCUUGUUCACCAUUGGUGAAGAUGAAUCAGGUUGUAAUCCUACCAUAAAGGUCUGGAAUUUAGCUAAACCAGAUAAACAAGGCAAUCCAACAUGUCUUCGUAUAAGUAGAGCCAUACCAAGUUAUAGAGCAGUUCCUGCAACUGCUCUAUGUGUGCAUACUAGUCUUACAUUAAUGGCUAUUGGCUUUGGAGAUGGCUCUAUUAUGCUGUAUAGGGGUGAUUUAACUAGGGAAAGGAAAAACAAGAUAAAAGUAUUCGAACAUACCAAUUUUUCAGUUACUGGUUUAGCAAUAAAAUCUAGUGGCAAACAAACUCAUUUAUUUGUUGCUACACCAAAUAGCGUUUUCGUAUAUAAUAUUACUGUUAAGGAUCAAGAAUUUAAAUCUCCCUUGGAUACUAUGGGCUGUGCCAGAAAGUGUAGUGUUCUUGCAGAAUCUAUGCAAGAUAGUCAUUUUAUGAUUGGUCGUGAUGAUGCAAUUUAUUGUUACACACCAGAUGGUAGAGGUCCUUGUUAUGCAGCUGGUGGUCAAAAAAUCAUGUUAGAGUGGUUUAGAAGUUACCUAGUUAUUAUAGCAAAAGAAUCUGCGAAUGAUCCAAGAACAACAACUACCAUUUCUGCAAAACCAAGUACUAUAGAACCAAUACCUCCAGGAGUGGAUAAGCAUGUAAUUACAGUACUUGAUAUACAAAACAAAUGCAUUGUUUUUUCUGCCCCAAUGUUGUCUGUGCAAGCUGUUCUAUCAGAAUGGGGUGGAUUUUUUAUACUCAGUGGAGAUAGUAAACUUUAUCACUUAGAUGAAAAAGACUUGCAAUCGAAAUUAGCAUUACUUUUCAAGAAGAAUUUAUAUGAUAUAUCUAUAAGAAUAGCUAAGAAUCAACAAUAUGAUGCUGAAGGUUUAGUCGAUAUAUUCCGACAAUACGGCGAUCAUUUAUAUUCUAAAGGAGAUCAUACUGGAGCGAUAGAACAGUAUAUUAAAACUAUUGGAAAGUUAGAACCGUCGUAUGUAAUUAGAAAAUUUUUAGAUUCUCAACACAUAGAUAAUCUAACGACCUAUUUGCAAGCUUUGCAUAAAAAUGGGCAGGCAACAGAAGAUCAUACAACUUUGCUACUGAAUUGUUAUACAAAACUCAAUCAUACAGAUAAAUUAAAAGAAUUUAUCAUGACAAAAGAUAGAGAGAUUGAUUUCGAUGUCGAAAUUGCAAUAAAAGUUUGUCGUCAAGCAUCGCCGGAGGAUGCUUUGUUGCUUGCAAAAAAACAUGAUCGUUACGAAUGGUAUCUUCGUAUUCAAAUAGAAGAUAAACACGAGUACAAAAAGGCAUUAGAAUAUAUGGCUACUUUGGACUUUGAAGAAGCAGAAUCCAACAUGAAGAAAUAUGGUACUAUCCUGAUAGAAAAUGUGCCAGAUGAAUCAACGCAAUUUUUAAAAGCCUUAUGUACCAAUUAUAGGCCUUCCAAUCAACCACUUGUAGAUCAGGAAAUGUUAGAUGGUACUGUGGACCAACACAUCGAUAAAGCCAAUCCAGAAGAUUUUAUUCACUUGUUUUUAAAUAAUUCAGAACGUCUCGUAGAAUUCUUAGAGCACCUAGUAAAAAUGAAUACCAAGUGGAGCACUUUGGUAUACAAUACUUUAGUAGAACAUUAUCUUCAUAUUUGGUCAGCUUUGGAUAAUGAUGUAGCAAAAGUACAAUAUGAACAGAAAAUUGUACGACUUUUGCAAAAUUCGGAAGCGUGUUACGAUAAAGAUCAAAUAUUAAUCUUAUGCCAUCAGCAUAAUUUCAGGCGUGGUUUACUCUUUCUUUAUGAAGAAAGUAAAUUAUACCAAGAAAUAUUACGAUUCCAUUUACGCGAAGGAGACAGUGAACAAAUUUUAGCUACGUGCAAACGAUUUGGACAUCAAGAUCCGAAUUUAUGGGUCCAAGCUUUAUGGAGUGUUGCAAGAAAUAAAGAAGCACCAACUAAACUUCUUGCAGACAUACUAACCCACAUAGGUCAAGAAAGGCUUUUAUCACCAUUGAUGGUUCUUGAUGCACUUUCUACUUCACUUUCUUGUACCUUGGGCGAUGUGAGAACCUAUUUUAACAGUGUGUUACGAACAGAGCAUAAACAAACACAAGCAGAUAUAGAAUUAUCUGAAAAGUAUCGAGCAGAUACUAAAAAGAUACGAGAACAAAUAGAUUCAAUUAAAAAUAGUACUAUUAUCUUCCAAGGAUCACGUUGCAGUGCGUGUCACCAUCAGUUAGAACUUCCAUCGGUACAUUUUAUGUGUCAGCAUUCAUAUCAUCAACACUGCUUUCAAAGAUUCUCAGAGAAUGAAAAUGAAUGUCCAGCUUGUUUACCAGACAAUAAAAAAUUGUUGGAUAUCAUAAAAGCACAGGAACAAUCAAAAGAUCUUCAUGAAACAUUUCACAGUUUAUUGGAUCGAGCAGAGGAUCCAUUCUCAUUAGUUGCUGAUUACUUUGGUCGCGGAGUUUUUAAAAAAUUAAUGGUGAUCACAGAUAGCGAUAAAAUGUUGUCUGCGUCGGUGGCAAAGUUUGAUGAAUCAAAAUUGAAUUAUGGGCCAGGAGCGGAAGCCAGAAUCAGAUUAUCGGAAGGAAAGAACUCAACGUUAGGAAAAACUGAAACUCAUCGUUCGUAUGAUAAUUAUAAUACAGUAGCGGAUGAUCGACUGCGAUCUUAUCCAAAAUCAGAUCUGUACUCUUCAUCAGUAGAAGCGAAUAUCUCUGGUACAUUCAAUGACAUAUCUAGUCCACGAGGAAAUUCGAAGAAAGCUGUGCCAGUACCUAUAAAGGAAGCUCGUAUUUUAAACAGCACGACACCAAAAUCAUCACCAGUUCAAAAAUCGUACGUGCCACCAAAAACACCGAUUGUACCAUCGAAUCCAUUCGGAGCAGACGACUACGAUGAAUCGAAAAAUCCAUUUGCCGAAGACAAAGACGAUGACACUACUAAUCCUUUUAAAGAUAAUGACGACACAAAUCCCUUUAAGAAUAAUGACGAUGAUGACUAUAAUAAGAACCUGAAUCCUUUUGGUAGAUAAAUUAUAUUUAUUAUAUUCAAUUGUUUCAACCACUAAACUCAUGAAUCACUAAAAAAGACAAUUAUGCGUUAUUAUUGACAAAUAGGAACAUUACAGCUUGCGAAGAGAAAUAUCGUAAAUGUUAUUGUCAUAUAUAAAAUUGUAAAUUCAUUACAUGAAUCUAGCUUGGCUUUCACCAGUAUAAUCCCCACAAUUAUUCAGCCUAGGUGUAUCAUGAACUUUAUAUUGUUUUUUCUUUUUAUACACGAAUCACAUAAUAAUAUCUUUGGUGCUUUAUGCAAUUUAUAAAAUGAAACUAUAUAUUCACGUAGAAAAAUAAGAUAUAUAAUUGUAUAUUAAACAAUUAAUUGUA